CGUAGCACCAUUGGUCGGUCGAUUCGAAGCAGCUCACUGCUUCAAGAUGUAUGGGUUGGAGAGAGAUCCAAGUUUCAGCGCCAAUUGCAACGUUCUACUGGCGCUACUGGAGACUGAACCUGAAAUUGAAGGUUGCUACUCCGCGCAGAUCGAAAAGGCCCUCACAUUUCUCUUAGACAUAUUCGAAAUCGGAGACCGAGAUACCGUUCAUAAAUGGGAUAUUUCGUCCAAAUAGG
This is a messenger RNA of Aaosphaeria arxii CBS 175.79, 236 nucleotides long. RefSeq lists its product as uncharacterized. The coding region runs from base 47 to 235 and encodes 62 amino acids. Lineage: Eukaryota; Fungi; Ascomycota; Dothideomycetes; Pleosporales. The record is from RefSeq and is a predicted model, not a curated record. The transcript has a single exon.